Messenger RNA from Penicillium lagena, 930 nucleotides. RefSeq names its product U2-type spliceosomal complex subunit CWC24. NCBI's taxonomy places the organism in Eukaryota, Fungi, Ascomycota, Eurotiomycetes, Eurotiales, Aspergillaceae. Gene Ontology annotation, biological process: snoRNA splicing. The record is from RefSeq and is a predicted model, not a curated record. The transcript is spliced from 3 exons. Gene Ontology annotation, molecular function: metal ion binding. Bases 1 to 930 code for a protein of 309 amino acids. Gene Ontology annotation, cellular component: U2-type spliceosomal complex.
AUGGCGGAAAACGCAGCAGACUCUGUGCCCCAGUUUGCCUUCAAGAAGCGCGCCGGCAAAGCGAAAGCGACCUUCCGCAAGAAGGCCGCCACUCCACCGCCUGCCUCCGACUCCGACUUCACCUCCUCCGACGAUGACGAAGGACGUCGCGUCAAGCGGCGGCGUAAGAAUGCAGCCGUGACCGCAUCAUCCACAUCCAACACUCGGGUUCCCACCGAGGACCAGCCUACGAACGGCGGUCCCGCACCAUUAACAACCAGCAACGACGCGACCAAAUCCUCCAACUGGUACGAUGAAGAAGACUUGAGCGCCAAGAACCUCCUGGGAUCAACUCGAGCACGGCCGACUCCAUCCACCUCGUCGACCAUUCCGGACGGCACCUACAAGGGAACGGCAAACUACCAAUCCUUCAUCCAGAAGAAUCCGGACGCACCUAGCAAGCAGUUUGGGCCGAUCAAAGCUUCGACGAACGUCCGUACGAUCACCGUGAUGGAUUAUGCGCCUGACGUGUGCAAGGACUAUAAAAAGACAGGAUUCUGCGGUUUUGGCGACAGCUGCAAGUACCUGCACGCCCGCGAGGACUACGCGCAUGGAUGGGAAUUGGACCGCCAAUGGGACGACAAAACCAAGGGCAAGCAGUUGAACGGGAAGGUUGUGUCUCAGCGCAAGGGCGCGGGCAAGGCCGCCGAGGACGCGGAUGACGAUGAUGACGAAGAUCUGCUGGAGAAUAUCCCGUUUGCCUGCAUUAUCUGCGAAAAAUCCUACCAGAACCCGAUCAUCACCAAGUGCGGGCAUUACUUUUGUGAAUCGUUGUUUAAUGUGGCGAAGAAGCUGACCGCGUUGCUGGACAAGAAGCGGGAGCGCGCGCGAAAGCUGCGGGAGAAGGCGAUUGAGGAGGGCGAGGAGGUGAGCGAGGAAGAGGAGGAGUGA